UUUUAUCUAAAGCGAACAGAUGUUUUAAAUUUCCUCUCCCCUUUCCCAUUUCGCAAUAGCCAAAGUCCAUUCAGACCAUCCAACCUCUUGUAUUUUUUUUUUGUGAAAAAUAACCCAAACGCGGUCCACCCUAACGAAAAUGGAAGGUGAAAGUGGUGAAACUCUGUUGGAAAAAAAUGCCUCUGAUGUGGAAGAAAAAUCCCAUACUGAAGAUGAGGGCUCUUCGAAACCCUUGACGCAUUCCACACCCAUUGUUGUUAAUGGUGGUUUUAAUACGGACGAGUUUCUGGCACGCAUUAACAUCAAUUCAAAGAUCAAUAAUAUCUUGAGAUCGCCCAGCAAGACUCCCAGUGGCGUGCGCCAACGAUCGGUGUUUACAACCACAACAACGUCCCAGUUUAAUGCCAGUGCCGCUCCAUUUGUUUCGCAACAACAACGCCAUAUUGAUUCUACAGCCGUGGUAUCGUCCUUUGAUAUGGGUCCCAAAGACACAUCUACUCCCACGGGUCAUGUGGCGGUAAGGCAAUUGCCCAUGUCAAUGUCACCCCAUCCUUAUUACAAUGGCGGAGGCGGAGUUGUGUCGGCUGGUUAUGAUUCGCCAAUUAGCAGUCGUUCGAAUAUAACACGCAGUGGUGGUGGUAGCUAUGCCUAUAAUAACCGCUACCCCUUUGUGGGCCAUCCAUCACCCAUCUAUGAGUGUGAAAGUGAAGCUUAUCGCAUGCCUCCUAGCAUGUCCCCCCAACAUCAUGCCCAGCAAUUACCCCAGCCAAUGCCACCACCGCCAUUUGUUUUGGCACGCCUAACCAGCAAUCAACAUAGGGCUAGCGAAUAUGAGCAUCCAACAACACCACCACCACCUCUGGCAUCCUGUACCGGUGCUGGUCCCAUUGCCAUGACAAAUGGUACUAUUCAACUACGUUUACGGGAUGGUGUACGUAUUGACAUGACCUUGGACAAGGCUGUACGUGUGUUGAAUCAACGCAGCAUGGUAGCCAUUGGUUUGUCCAGCAAUUGUAAUAGCUCCGCCCUCAUCCAUCCCAAUGGACGUGUCCUACAAAGUGGCACAAAAGUCGAACUGGUGACCUAUGAUGGCAUGAAAACGAAUAACUAUGUACGCUAUGCCAAAAUGUGGUACAAGGGUGUAAGUUUUACCAGCGAAACGUGUGCCUUAAUUUAUUUGGUUGAUACGGCGGGAACGCGCACCACCACCGACACAUUCACCGAUCUAACCAAGGACUACACUCUGACCGUGUUCUAUGACAAUUCCCGCCACGGUCCAUCCUAUGUCCAAGCAGCCAAUGAGGUCAUACAAAAUGCAACCUAUAGUUGUACCGACGAUGGAACCGAAACGUAUGACAUAAAUGGUUUUCGUAUUACCCAAGCUGCUGAUGGCUUAGUCAAAUUAACUCGCACCCACAACAAGUGUUUGAUUCGCACAAGUCCGGGCAAUGGAUCGGCAACCUUAACCACAAUGGGCAUACAUUGCACAGCAUCGCUGGGAAAAACAUCGCAUUUAUUUGUAAGGCGCAAUGAGAAACGCAUGCAUUUCGAUGGUUCCAGUUUUAUUGUACGCAAUGCUGGACACUCAGCUGGAUUCAAUGAAGAUAAUUUGUUAAUUGUAUACUAAUCGAGUAAUUAUUGAAACAAACGGAACUUGUAAUUUUGCAAUCACUUCACAAUCAUGAUAAAUAUUGAAAUAUUUCCAAAAUUUCACAUUGAAAAUGAAACUGCAUAGACUAACGACAUUUCAAACAAUUUCAAACUCCCCCUCCCUCUAAUGUGAUGGAUUCUUUAAAUUCUCGGUUCAAGUGUCUUUAUUAUCAACAUCUAUCACCACCUACUAUUUUAAUUUAAAGUCAAUGAGAAUCAUAAAAUAAUUGCGAUAAAUGAAAAAAGGGUAACAUCACCGAGAUUGUGUGUUUGUGUGUAUCAACGUGAGUGUUUUAUAGAUGACUUAUCCUGUGCCAGUUAGGUUUAUCGUAAAAAGGAAACCCAAGAAGCGUAUAUUCAAAUAUCCAUUAUCAAUAUUGAGGAUGUAAACUCAGGAUGUUUGUAACUAGAUUUAGUUUUUUUUCUUUAUAUACAAUUUUCUACAUUUAAUUAGUAUAUAAUUGUUAUUUUACAAAUGCAUUUAUAAUUUGUUUUUCUAUUUGAAAUUAUCGGUCGAGUCCAUCAUUCGAUAAUGUUUAUGAAGUACCAAAAAAGCCAAAUUUGUAAAGUGUUAUGUGGUAAAUAAAAAUUGUUGUUACUCAAAUGAUGUAAAUAAGGUAUUUUUAAUUUGUGAAAGAAAAUUGGAAUUCCCAUAUUAAAAUAAAAUUAAGAAAUUCAGAAUUA
Messenger RNA from Musca domestica (house fly), 2334 nucleotides. RefSeq lists its product as uncharacterized. The record is from RefSeq and is a predicted model, not a curated record. The transcript has 8 exons. Bases 140 to 1627 code for a protein of 495 amino acids. Lineage: Eukaryota; Metazoa; Arthropoda; Insecta; Diptera; Muscidae.